Spodoptera littoralis (African cotton leafworm) is the source of this 987-nucleotide messenger RNA. The record is from the annotation of a GenBank genome assembly. NCBI's taxonomy places the organism in Eukaryota, Metazoa, Arthropoda, Insecta, Lepidoptera, Noctuidae.
AUGCAGUCAAUAUAUCUGACGUCAAUAUUUAUAACACUAUGUGCUACAACGAAGUAUGUGAAGCAAACGCAAAAGAACCUGACCACGAUGUUCCGAGACGAACAGAUAAUUUUCUCAUCAAACUUCAAUAUUACUAAACUCCUAGUCCCUGCUGACGGCCAGAAAUAUCUUCAAGCAGAAUCUUCAGACAUCCCAUCAAUCUUCUUUACCGUCACAGACCCAAAAUCAGAAGGAGGAAGCUGUAUCUACGUUCUAGAAGGCUUCGCAGCUUACGAAAUCCUAGACGGAGGUAGAGAUUCCACAGCAGACUACAGUUUUGAGAAGACCAUAUAUUUCGGUGCUAAAGACGGCCUAUACAAAUAUCAUCCAGACACUUUAUCAGCAAAAAAGUUUGGCCCGUUUAGAGAUGAUAUUAUUCAGCUACAGAAAGCUAAUGGAAGUGAUACCAUUUAUAUACUUAACAGUGAAAAUAAAAUUUAUAAAAUAGAAAAGAAUGGGACGGUUAAAACGAGGAUGCAAUCCAUUGGCUGUGCUAUAGAAUUUGUUCUAGAUACUUCUAAUAAUAUCUAUUACGUGUCCUGUGGGGAUAGAAUGCCUCAUAUAAUCAAAAAUGAUGGCAAUGUCCUCAGUCUCACAGCUAGCGUUAUUGAAGAUUUCAAGGAGAUAAAACUGCUAAGACCUGCUUUCAUAAUGGAGAAUUGCAUUCCAUUCUUUGGUGACGGAAACUUGUACAUCUUAUAUUCAAAUGGUACUUAUGAGAAAAAAGAUUUAACGAUUAAAGAAAAGCCUUCAGCGUUUAGUGUGGAUGCGGCCUUAUAUCUAGUAGCAGCUGUGAAUGGAAAAAUUUAUGAAUUUAAUGUAAUGGAAGUUUUAAUCAGAUCAAUGUUUGGUGUCGCUACGGAAUGGCCGAAGGAUGUAACCAAGAUCAUCAUGUCGAUCAUAGAUACAGCGAAAGACAGUAUAUUUGGAUUUUCUAAAGACGGAUAG